Molecule: messenger RNA, 2331 nt
Organism: Branchiostoma floridae (Florida lancelet)
Lineage: Eukaryota; Metazoa; Chordata; Leptocardii; Amphioxiformes; Branchiostomatidae
Product: phosphatidylinositol-3-phosphatase SAC1-like
Exons: 18
Coding region: 124-1905 (593 amino acids)
Biological process (GO): phosphatidylinositol dephosphorylation
Cellular component (GO): endoplasmic reticulum
Molecular function (GO): phosphatidylinositol-4-phosphate phosphatase activity
Source: RefSeq, a predicted model, not a curated record
UUGUGUGGAUUAUGGAUCAGUAACUCAUCUUGCUCUGUGAACGGGAGACACCAGGCGGUUUUAUGCAAAAGUGCAGCAUAAGUCCAAGUACGUUCUGCGCAAGUGCAACAUACAGACUCCAAAAUGGCGGCCUACGUGUACACAUCACUCAAACUCCACAUAGACCCAGAGAAGUUCUAUGUGGAGGCGCUGGACUCUAACGAGCUGAUGAUCAUCGACCGUGUGAGUUAUGAGAUCACGCUGGUGGAGAACAAGGGACAGAUCCCGCCCUCCGCCAUCACACGCACCAUCUUUGGCAUCAUGGGAGUUGUGAGACUCAUAGCCAGUCCUUACCUUAUAGUGAUCACCAAGGUAUCUAAGGUAGGAGAUGUUGAACACCACCCCAUCUGGAGAGUGGAGGACACUCAGGUCAUUCCCUACACACGAUCUGUCGACCAUCUCAAUGACCAACAGAAACAAGCGAACCAUGACUACCUGCGGAUGAUAGAGGAGGUCCUGCGACAGAACGGGUACUACUUCUCCAGUACCUACGACCUGACUCACACGCAGCAGAGGCUCAACAACACCAGCGCUGAGUUCCUCACAUUCCCGCUGUAUGAGAGGGCUGACCAAAGAUUUGUGUGGAAUGGACACCUGCUGAGGGAGUUCACAUCACAACCUGAGCUCCACAGGUUUAUCCUCCCUGUCCUUCAUGGCUAUGUGGUGAUUAAGCAGUGUCAUGUAAACCAGCGUCCCUUCAAGCUCAUCGUUAUCUCACGCCGUUGCUGCUACCGUGCCGGAGUCCGCUACUACAUGCGAGGGGCGGACUUCGAGGGACACACGGCCAACUACGUGGAAACGGAACAGAUCAUGGACUAUGAGGGCAGCCGUGGGUCCUUUGUACAGACCAGAGGUUCCGUGCCCCUGCACUGGUCCCAGAGACCUAACCUGAAGUACAAGCCCACUCCUAUCAUCAGUACUGCACUCAAACAGCAAGAUGGGUUCCAGAGGCAUUUUGACAGCCAGAUUGUUCUGUAUGGGAGACAGAUCGGUGUCAACCUGCUUGACCAGAAGGGGUUUGAGAACAAGCUGGUGAGGGCCUACGAAGAUGCUGUCAAGAAUUCGAACAGUGACAAUAUCAGGAUCGAAUCAUUUGACUUCCACCGUGAGUGCCGGGCCCUCCAGUGGCACAGGCUGUCUCUCCUCAUGGACCGGCUGGCAGAGGAUCAGGCCAAGAUGGGGUAUUAUCUGUGCAGAAGUGACGGCUCUGUAGCCAGGCUGCAGGACGCUGUGUUCAGGACCAACUGUAUCGACUGCCUGGACAGGACCAAUGUAGUUCAGAGCAUGCUUGCUAGGAGGAGCCUCCAGUCCCAGCUACAGGAGGUGGGAAUCUUGUCUCUUGGAGAGAGAUUAGAAGACCACAAUGACUUUGAGUUUAUCUACAAGAACUUGUGGGCUGACAAUGCAGAUGCCCUGGCUAAACAGUAUGCAGGGACUGGGGCUCUCAAGACAGACUACACAAGGACUGGGAGGAGGACCAUCCCUGGUCUGUUGAUGGACGGCUACAACUCUGCCAUCAGGUACAUGAAGAACAACUUCUACGAUGGAUUCAGACAGGAUGCGAUAGACUUGUUUGUUGGGAACUACAUUGUUGACGAGGCAGAGUGCAUCAACAAGCCUUGUCCUCUCCAGCAGCCCAGGAGUGUCAGAUAUACUGUGCUGCCCUUCUUCCUGUUGAUCGCGCUGUCCAUGUGCUUCAUCUGUCUGCUCAUUCCCGCAGGUAACGUGGAUAUUCCCUCAGCUCUCCUGGACGGGGGUGGGGAUAGCGAUCGCGCACAGAGCUCGGGCGGACUGGAGUCUGCAGCUGUUGUAUGUGCUGUUCUGGGGCAUGGCCAGCAUCACCACCCUGGCUAUAGUGUACUAUAACGGCAUCGAGUUUGUGGACAAACCCAAACUGACUCAGGCUAAAGCUAAGAGAGAAUGAGAUGAGGAGGGCUACAGGCUGUAUUGUGAGAUGAUGGGGAUUGGGCCAGGGGACUACGACAAUCAGGACUCCCAAGCCAGGGUUCAAGUCCCAGAAGUCUUAGUCCUACAUGUAUGACAAAAGUGUUUACAUUGGGGGGAGGGGGGUCAUGAAAUCGAGGUGAAAUCGUUAGCAUUGCUAGCAGUGAAUUAUCUGCACGAAUACUAUGCCGCUUGCUGAAUUUAAAAGGGGAUAGUCAUGAUUAUCUUUCCUAAAUGUAAUGUAAAUAGGAAAAUAACUAGUGUCCAAUUUUGUGCUACUUGUCAGGAAGAUGUGCUUGGAAAGGCAUCAUGUGCAAUGCAAUAGGGGUGAGUGUGUGUACAUGUACA